AUGAAGUCGAAGGUCGCGCCAGAGGACUCACUGGAGCCCGCAUGCCAUCUCGAAUUCUUUCACUGCUUCUCGCCGGGGACGGACAAACAGCAAAUGCAGGAUGAAGCAAUGCCAGCAGGUGUUGAGCGGGAAAUGCGCGUUAUGUACCAGCAACCUCAUUUGGUGCCGCCAAUGAAGCUCACUGUCUUCGACGAGUUGCCUCCCACUCCCACGCCGCCUCUGCCGUCUCAGCUUUCGCAAUGGGUCUCGCAGGGCAAGGCCUCGCUCAGAUCCAGUCUGUCGAUCCGGAGACAUGCCUCGAAGCCAUCUAUUUCAGCUCCGCAACCACCUCUGCCUCCUUCGCAGCAGCUACCCCUGCGGCGGGCCGGCCAGGAUUAUCGUCCGCUCGAGCUCAGCAUCUACAUGCCCAGCAAUCGACUAUCCGACCUACCGGCUUUUGAUCGACUGAGUUUCACAGAGGGUGGGGAGAUCAAACUGCCCCCUCGAGCACUCGUGCGCACAAAGUCGGAAGAAUUCGUCCCGCACAAGAUCUCGAUGAUGCCGGCGGCGGUCAAGCCUGCUUCGAUGAUUGAGCAGCGACGUGCGUCGCUUGUGCGCCCUGACACAUCGUCCACGGUCAUCGCCAUAUCAAGACCACCUUCAGAGUACGACGCGCUGCACUCUCAUCCGGUUUCGUGGGCUUCGCUUCCCGGAUUGCCUCCCCAGAUCCACUUCCCCGGCGUUCGAUCGGAAGCCUCUGUGGCCGUGCUUACUCCCAUGCAAGAAGAGUUCAGCCCUGGGCCGACCUCGGUCGCUAUUGGUGACACCGUAUUGGACUUCCCCAGUGUCGUCGACGUAGCGGCAGAACAUCAGGGCGAAGUGCCUCCCGAGGCUCCAGCGCCCCCACCGUCGGUGCCUGCCGCGCCUUCCAGGAAUUUCUCCAAGCCGGCGGACAUGAACUCGCCGUCCGGCUACUUCCACCCCAACUACCAGACACAGCGAAGAAUCUCACAAUGGCUUGCUCAUCGCACUUCCUCGUCGAUCAGCACCACGAAGUCCUCGUCGACCUCUUCGUCCUUUGCCGAGCACCGUCGGAAACGAUCGCAAUUCUACCAGCUGUCGGCCACUGCCGCACCACCGCCGAAGCCGUUGCCGCUUUGGCCACGUCAACACCAAAGGACAAUGACCGAAUCCACCAUCGCUAGUACCGUGGAUACGGACAUCCUGUCCCAAGGCGACCAGAGCCAGACGGAUGCAACAAGCGUGACUACAUACUCGGAGAAUCUGCAGAGCCGAUCGGGAACGGUGCGAAGUGUGGCCAAGAGCGGACUGAGACCGAUCGUCAGCGGUGUGCCCGAUAUGCCACCCUGCUACGCGGAUAUCGUCAACGGCAAUUACGACAUUCUGAUCAAGGAGAUUGGUGGCCCCCUGCGAAGUCCUGGCGUUGGUGUCGCUUUCUAA
This is a messenger RNA of Cladophialophora carrionii CBS 160.54, 1440 nucleotides long. RefSeq lists its product as uncharacterized. NCBI's taxonomy places the organism in Eukaryota, Fungi, Ascomycota, Eurotiomycetes, Chaetothyriales, Herpotrichiellaceae. The transcript has 2 exons. Bases 1 to 1440 code for a protein of 479 amino acids. The record is from RefSeq and is a predicted model, not a curated record.